This is a messenger RNA of Daphnia pulicaria, 2918 nucleotides long. Its product is annotated as tudor domain-containing protein 3-like. The coding region runs from base 358 to 2655 and encodes 765 amino acids. Gene Ontology annotation, cellular component: nucleus. The transcript is spliced from 10 exons. NCBI's taxonomy places the organism in Eukaryota, Metazoa, Arthropoda, Branchiopoda, Diplostraca, Daphniidae. The record is from RefSeq and is a predicted model, not a curated record.
ACCGUCUACGUCACAUCACGAAGGCUACGACGUAGAAAUUUUAUGUUUUUGUGCCCCAUAUUGGCUGUAUCACGAUUCACGAUAGACGAGACGAUCUUUUUUGCUUUCGUGUCGUGACCAUACUGAGAAAAUCGUUCACAAACGCCAUCUAACGGCAAUGGUGCAACUAGUCUGUUGCAGUCGUUGUCUACCAGCCCCAAAAAAUCGAAUUAAUCAAUCAAAAAUCUUGAACGAUUCUCAAAUAAACAAAUAUUCUAAUACAUUUAAAAUUGAAAGAUAACUAGAAACUAGCUUUGGUUUAAACCAAGGCAGUCAUAAUAGAUCAGUCGAUUUCAAACCCACCCAAUAAAUUUUGUCAUGGAAGAAGCACUUGUUUCUUUAAAAAAGAAUGGUUGGAACGUUUCGUUAGAGAAAAUAAAGAAACAAUUUCAAGACUACGAGUCGGAAGCAGACAACGAGGAAAAAAGGUUUGUAAGGGACCCUGAGAAAUGGAUCAUCGAUGAAGAUUUGAAAAAUGUAGCAAUCCCUAGUCUUCCAGAUGGAGUAAAUUCGGGUAAAGUUGCCCAGAUUUCAACACCUAUAGUCUUGCAAAUAAAGGCUGUUGAAAUAAUUUCUGCCCCAAAACAAAAUGUUGACUCUGAGGCUGCUCCUCGAAUGUUGAAAGUUGCCUUAAGUGAUGGAAAAACCAUUUGUUAUGGAAUAGAAUUUGAACACAUUUCAAAAAUAAGUUUGGCUACACCACCUGGGACAAAAAUUCGAUUAAAUAGAGAAGUCAAACUCUGGAAUGGGUUCAUCUUGCUUGAUGCCAAAAAUCUUCAGUUCAUAGGAGGAGAAGUGCCUGAUUUAAUUGAGGAAUGGAAAGUUCAACAGUUGCUACUUGGUCACGUUAGGUCACAGGACCAGGAUGGCCCACCUCCAUGGGUUCCUUUUGGUCGCAGAAUACAACCACUCAAUAUCGUCGAUGGACAAGACAAAAAAACUUUAGAGGAAAAGGAAAAAGUUGUCAAAGAUGAAGAGUUUCUUAGCCAAAGGCAAGAUGCUAUUGCAGCUGCAGCUGACGCCAGUGGCGUAACAAAAGUCAUCAAAGGUUCCGGACGUCAACUGGAAAUGCAACAAACUGAGAGAAGAGGUCGUGGACGUGAACGCCGCGAAAGAAAUUCGUACCGAGACGAAGAGCGUUCUGCUAAACCUCGAGAUUCAAUUCGUCUUUUCGAAUUUCUCCAACCGCAAAUUGGUGAAACACCAAAGGAAGAAGACAACGCCGCCUAUUCUGAUGAAGAUGAUUACGUCGGACUAGAGGCAGAAGAAAAUCGACCCAGUUGGGAACGUGACGGCGUCUACCGCCGUCCCGGCUAUGGAGGUUCGGGAUCGGGAGAAAAAUUGUAUUCUCGGGGACGGGGAUCUUACCAGGAUCGAAACGACCAGAAUGGUCGUGGACGCCGGGGAUCUUAUCGUGGACAAGGAAGUUCAUAUAUUCAGGACAAUCCAUAUCGGGAAAGAAGAGAUUCUCAUCGCGGACGAGGCAGCUCCAAUCAAGACGAUUCUUAUCGAGACAGAAAAGAGUCUCAUCGUGGAAGGGGUGGUUCCAACUACGACGAUUCCUAUCGAGACAGAAGAGAAUCACAUCGUAGCCGAGGGUCUCAUCAAGAAGACUGGAGGGGAGUCUCAGCAGGGACAAGUUCUCGAGGAGGAGGAAACUCCCACUUUGAUCAAGAGCAAUCGUACGGUGGGAGAGGGCGGUCUUAUCACGAUCGAAGAGGUUCGUCUCGAGGAGGGAGAGGAGGAAGAGGACUAAGAGGAUCUCAUCGAGACAUUGAAGAUUCAUAUUCAAACCAAAGAAGCUAUAAUAGAGAUUAUCCAUCCAGCAGAAGUCCGGUUGAUGCUCUGGUCGACGACUUCAAAGCCUGGCCUGGGUUGGAAGCCAAACCCACUGCCACUCAGAUUUCAACUCAAGUAGAAGUCCGGGCUGCGGCUCCUCCCAGAUCUCAGGAGCAAUGGGCAGUCGACGAUUUCUGUCUGGCCAAAUGGGAAUCUAGUGACAAGCAUUAUCCAGCUGUCAUCCAGCAGUUGCAUCCAGCUCGUAAAUCAGCCACAGUCAUGUUUGUCGAAUCAGGUGCCGUGCGGAUCGUAGAGAACAAGUAUCUACGCCGUGACCCGCAAGACGAGGGGCCGACGAUUACCAAUCGACCGAGAGGAGGCCAAGUUUCUCGUAUCUAUACACCCCGGAAUCGCGGUGCAACUCACGGAGGAGGAGGAGGCUGGACAGGUGAAAGAGAUAGAGAAAGCAGCCGAUAUACAUUGCGACAAGAUGUUCCAUUGCAGAAGGCGGAUACUUCCGGCCGGUCGAUCACGCGGGAAGUUGCGUUCAAUGCGGAUUGGAAGAGCGGCCAAUUCUUUGCGACAGCGUUGCAACAUGUCCUCGACGGUGGCGAUACCUUCGAAAUGGACAUCGUCGUCCUGUACGUCGUCGUUGACCAUUUUGGGUGCCGAAGUGAAACUUCCCAUCCUGGACGGCGCAUACAAACAAAAGCGAGAAAACACGUCAAUAAUCAAGGACGGAAACAACCACCAACGGUGACAAAAUUCGACCAAAUAUCCAAGGCUGAUUAUCAAAUGAACCUAGAAAUUGCCGGCAGGAAGACAAAUCUGAGGUGAUCGAGUCUAAAAUGUGACUUUCGAUACUAUGAAGAAAAUAGAUCAACAGGAAGAAUGAACUUGUUCUCACCAUUUACAGUCAGGAACCAUGAAAAUGUGUCCUUAAUUAAUAAUUCCAAACUGUUUACGUCUAUCACAAAGCUACGACACGAGGAGAAUUUCAAAACCAACGUGGAUUUGGCAAGGACUAAUUCCUUAACGUCAUAGUUCCAAUCUUGGGUUUAAAUUUGAGACGAAGAAAAAGUAAACUUCAAAAGAAAAGA